GGUACCAGCUACGCGCAGUCGCUUCGCCAACUUCUUCCUGGUCUCUGCAGCAGGAGGAACAGUUCUUUUUAUUCAAUUUUUACAACUGUCAACAUCAGAACAACCGACGCGUGGCGCAGUUCCCGCGGUCCUCUCUCGUUAGAUAAUUUCAAACCUCGGAUCAUUUCGCCGCUGCGGAUCGUUUUUCUCAAACAGUGAAUUAUUUCCAUUUCGAAUUCGCACAAUCACGACGGCAGUAACUGUACUAUCGAAUAACUAGCGUGUGCAGCCGAUCCGCUAUUGAAUUUUUUUAACUAUUUUCCCACAAUUCUAUUUUUUUUUUUUUUUCGUUAUGAAACCCUGCGGAUGACGGCCGCAAAUAAACCGCGUCCGCUGCAGUUUUACACUUUUUGAUUCUCGAAUGAAAUGUGCGGAAUAAGCGGAAUUGAAAAACGUCUCGUCUCCGAGCUUAUAUUCCAUAGUCGCUGUUAUCGAGGGUAAUCUUACGUUGGUUCGAAACCAUCGCCGGUUUUCAUCGUGAAAUAAACUUAUUCGUGGAUCUAUAUCUAUCUAUCGGCUGUGGUAGAUUAUCGAGUGUUUGUAAACAUCAUUAGUUUUGAUCGUCCUUCGGACGACGUUAACCACACAAUAAAAAAAGAAGAAGUUAAGCGCAGGACAAUUUCGGGACUUACGAACAUUAUGAAGCCGGUUGUGGUUUCAUCGCCGAGUACGAUACACGCGUAAUUCGACUCUCUGAAACUGAACCGAUUUUUAUCGUUUUAAAUGCAAUCUUUUAAAUCGACGACGAUGAGUUGGUUCGCAACAUUCGUUCUCCUCGUUCUCCAGGGGGUGGCCGUUACGUUUUGUGAAUUGACUUUUGACGACGCCUUGCUACUCGCCACGUGUAUUCUGGAAUGUGAAGACAUAGAGUGUAUGAGGAAUUGUACCCAGAAACCAAAAAAUAUCAAAGCGCUCGACGAAGAAGCACAGGCAAAUUUUACCCUCGUAUGUCAAGACGUGGAAUACAUCGCUAUCACUCAUAGUCCUGGAUUAUUCAUUAUAGAUCGACGAAUGAAAUUUGGAAACUGGAGUGAUCCGCUGAUAACUAACUUGACCAAGGAAUCGAUCACGGGCUUGUCGCCAGGCACACGCUAUCAAUUUCGUUUACAUCGCAUCUUCAUCGACGGGUUCUCUAAGCCCGAAGAAACCGACUGGAUCGAGACUAAGAAAGACGCUUACAUACCUAGCGGCGUUGAACAAGUAUCGCAAAAAAGCCUUGAAGUCGAUUCCGAAAAUCCACUGCGUAUGAGAUUAGUAGUUAGUUUUACACCGAACAAAGAACGAAGCUGCGUUUACGAGGUGAUAUGCCGAACCGUCGUGAAUAUCAAUAAAUUGAUAACGCUGCAGGAGCCAACGAUCUUCGAAGCGAAUUUCGAGGGCUUAGAACUUGGCGUCGAAUAUACCAUACAGGCAGCGGCGCUGACUCGGAGUAGUUCGACCAGCACCAAAACGUCGAUGAUCGUACGCACACCUACGUGUUUAGAAAUUUAUGGGAAUUUAACCAUGUGCGCACCUCCUGAAGUGACGGGUCUGAACGCAGAGGCGAUACCAUUGGGAAAUAAUACUUACAACGUUAUCGUGACGUGGGACGAACCAAAAUUAAUACCCGAUUUUUUCGUGGUCUAUCUUCACCCGAUAGACAUUAUUUCGGGACAUCUUUUGACGUGCAAUGUUUCCGGGAAUUCGACUGAAGCAAUUUUUACGGAGGUCCAAAUUCCGUCGCAAUAUGACGUGGCCAUCGGGGGUUCGUCCGCAGGCGGACUCGGCAAAUAUGUAAGGGCAAAUUUUCGCGCGGAGCCAAAAUCUACGAACGUGUCAAGAGAACUGAUCAUCUCGAAAACCGGGACCAUCGUGAUGACCCUACUGGCAAUCGUGGCAAUCGUUGUCGGGACCGUAGCUUGCGCUUAUCACAGGCAUGGGAGACGGAAUGUUAGGGAAACGAGAUCGAAUAAUUUCAAGAAUAUAACGGAAGGACAUCUGAUCGCUCCUUAUCAGAGUCCAGAUCAGAAGGAUGCGGCUCGGGAGAUGAUAAAGGACGUCGGAGAUCCAGAGCCAUUCGUAGUUGGAGUUAAGAGUAUGGAGGGUAGAGUCAAGAGUCUGCUGACCGCAAUGGACGAGUAUGAGAUUGAUCCGGAACUAUUGGAGAUCAAACGGGUUCUCGGGAGGGGUGCCUUCGGGAUCGUGAGGCUUGGAAGUCUCAGAGAUAAUCGUGGACACUACACGGAUGUGGCCGUAAAAAUGCUCCGAGAAAAUCCGAGCGCGGAGGAUCUCAGAGAUUUUGAACGCGAGAUAAGAAUGAUGAAGUCAGUCGGCCAGCAUCCGAACAUCGUUUCUUUGGUGGGGUGCUGCACGAUAAAACCGCGGCCUUUUUUAAUCGUGGAAUUCUGCUCAAAGGGUGAUUUACUUUUUUUUUUGCGUGCGGUGAGUCUUCGAAAAAACACCAUGGGAGUGGAAACUCGAUAUCCCGGUAUUAACGAUCCAGAUCGUGGUCUACAGAUACACGAAGAAGCCACCGUGUCGGUGAUCACAUCGAGAAAUCGCUACGAAACGACCCCGCCUUCCUCUAGCCCCAACGGAGUUCCGGUCGGAGAUGAACGAAAGAAGGAUUUAUCCUCGUCUCCAGUGAGCGAAGAUGUUCGCGUUACGAGUUCUGUAGCAAAUCGUGGCUACGAUCUCGAUCAAGAUUCUUCCAACGCCACCGAGACGGUCACGGUAACCGAUCUUCUAAAUUUCGGUCGUCAGAUUGCCACGGGAAUGGAGUUUCUCUCGUCGAAUAGAGUCGUUCACCGUGAUCUAGCGGCAAGAAACGUGCUCGUUUGCGAGGACCGUACCGUCAAGAUAUCAGAUUUUGGACUGAGCAGGGAUAUCUAUCAAGAGAAUGUAUAUAAAAAACAGGGAAACGGACGACUUCCCGUGAAGUGGUUGGCCAUUGAGGCGCUCACACAUCAGGUCUACAGCACGUACAGUGACGUUUGGUCCUUUGGAAUCCUCCUGUGGGAAAUCGUCACUCUGGGAAGUAGUCCAUAUCCGGGGAUUCCAGCUAAUGAAAUUCUGAAGCGAUUGCGAUCCGGUUACAGGAUGGAACGGCCGCCAAACUGCAGCGCUGCUCUAUACAAUCUGAUGCUUUCCUGUUGGAUCGAGAAGCCUAGGGAUCGGCCAACUUUUACGGUGUUACGACAGCAAUUGGACAAGCUUCUCUGCCUCACCGCCGACAACAAGUACCUCGAGUUAAACGACGUUUCUAAAACGUCGUUUUCCGAUAUCGCGGGGGAGUGGUUCCCGAUUUGAUGUUAAACACGUCGAAAGUCUGUUCCACGAGACAUUUGACUUUAACGGACUUGACGAUUACGAGCAAACAAUCAAUUGCUACUAUAGAAUCUGCGAUGAGUGAAUGGACUGGACGAUUAUAAGGAAAAAUGAUGAGCGUCAAGUUGAUGCCAUGUGAGCUGUGAAAGACAAAAACUUUGCAUUAUUAAUUGUAUAACGUAUGUUAGGUUUACCAAAUAGUAAUUUUACAAUGAAAUAGAAGAAUAGUUUCAUAAAUAUCGAAAUCAAUCAAGGAAUCACGAGGCGGGCGUUUUUUGACGAAGCACUUGUACUUUCCAUAUUUCACGUAAGCAUACAGAUGAGGAAAUCGAUUGAAGUCAGUCAACAUUGAUGUACAACGUGGUUUCAUGAGACGUUUUCAGUAUUGCUGAGCAAAUUUUAAAAUAGUAACUCUGAAAUGGUAAAUCGCUGCUUACACGAGAGUACAAGUUCGCAAAAAUCCCAAUAUCCAUUUUUUUCAUGUAGGUUAAUCUAGUUCUAUCCUCGUACGUACAAAGAAUGAAUUGUAUUUGUGUGUUAUAUACUACGUAUAUCAGCUUUGGGAACUAAGGGUAGUAUACAUACAUAUAAUACCUAUGUAGUUACCCACUGGCGCUUAGUAACUUACCAUAGCGAUAGGCUGAUCAAGAGAACGAUGUAUGGUUCCUGUAUCCGUCAGUGAUUCAAUGAAUAACUAUUAUAUAAUACUUUA
Athalia rosae (coleseed sawfly) is the source of this 4057-nucleotide messenger RNA. It is a transcript of the gene tor, whose product is annotated as tyrosine-protein kinase receptor torso. NCBI's taxonomy places the organism in Eukaryota, Metazoa, Arthropoda, Insecta, Hymenoptera, Athaliidae. Gene Ontology annotation, biological process: multicellular organism development; positive regulation of kinase activity; cell surface receptor protein tyrosine kinase signaling pathway. Gene Ontology annotation, cellular component: signaling receptor complex. The transcript has 18 exons. The record is from RefSeq and is a predicted model, not a curated record. The coding region runs from base 763 to 3327 and encodes 854 amino acids. Gene Ontology annotation, molecular function: protein binding; ATP binding; transmembrane receptor protein tyrosine kinase activity.